AUGGCACAGCAAGGAGAAGCAUUCCCUGAUGUAGACAAAAGUCACAACAAUUACCUAUUGAUCUAUCGUCUUCUUGAAUGUCCAAUUUGCCUGGAGCAGAUGCGAAAGCCAAAGUCCCUUCCUUGUCUACAUUCCUUUUGUGAGGAAUGUCUUGGUACCUACAUCGUCACAGAUUUGUCGGGUGAAAUGGCCUCCGCGACAUCAUUCCCUUGUCCUGUAUGUAGAAAGGUCACAUCGCCUAUAAACCACGCGGCAGCAAAGAAAUCUUGGGCAGAGCAGUUUCCGGCCAAUAGCCAUGUUCAAAAUUUAAUCAAUCUUCAAAUGGUUCCGCAUGUCUCAAAACUUUGCGGACCCUGUAAGACAACAAAGAAUAUAGAAGCCCGAGCUGAGGUCUGGUGUAAUGUCAACAAAACUUUCUUUUGCGAACCAUGUAAAGUAAAUUUUCAUGAUGUCAUUCACAGAGAUUGCGAUAUUGUAACGAUCAAUGAGACAUCUCCUGACGUGUGUUGGAAACAACUUUUGCCACUGACUUGCUCUACACACAAAGAAAAGAUGGACUGUUAUUGUGACGAUCAUCAGUUUAUCGGAUGCAACAAAUGUAUUAUCACAGAACACAGACGCUGUGAAGUGGUGAUGAUGAUAAAAGAGUAUUGUGACAAACAGAAGAAAACCUCCCAGUUAGACAACAUGGAGAAGUCUCUAGGGACGUCGUCCAACUAUAUGGAACUGAUGGUGAAAGCUUUCGACGAUCAGAUAGAAAGCAUGCAACAAUGUCAGGAUGUUAGUUUGUCUAGUAUUAUCUCCCUACGACACCAGAUCAACACCCGUCUAGAUAAAAAACAGGAGGAGAUAAUCAAGGAGCUGAGUUCAACGUACAAAAGAGAGAAAUCCAAGGCUGAUUUGUCCAAGCAGAAAUGUAAUCGGCUGCAGGCGUCUAUGCAGACUACAAGGGAAGCGUUCAGAGCAGCAAUACUAAGAGAGGACAAUGUACAUACCAUACAGCUGUUCCACAGAGGUCUAACGGAGGUCCGUGCCUGUGAUGAUCUAAUCUGUAACUUGGGUAGACCAUUCACAUCUGUCAGUAUCAAGCACGAUAUCGAUACUGGUUUGCAUACCAUUGACGACAAAUCCAUGGGUAGAAUCACCGUUGAAAGGAAAAGAAAAGAAUUACCUGCAGGCAUUAGAUCUACGAAAAUGCUGUCGAAAUGCCGUGCAAAGAAAUUAAGGAAAAUCAGUAUGGAAUCGAAUUCGUAUGAUUCCUUUAAUUUUGACAGUCAGCAUGGAGUUGUAUUAUUACCCGAUCAUCACAUUGUUGUUAGUGACAAUGUUGAGGGAAAACUGAUGUUGUUUACAGAAGAAGGACAAUAUUUGAACUGUAUAGCGAUGACAAAUACAUGUGAUAUGUGCUUGGUAGGUAGAAACACAGUGGCUGUCACUAGUGAGGAAGUAAUUCAUGUUGUGAAUGUACAGGAUUCGAAACUGAUUUAUUCAUCGACAAUAAACACGAAUGGUCGCAUAGAAUGCUAUGGUUUAGCAUAUAUGGAUGAAAUGUUCAUGGUGAGCACACCAAGUGACAUAUAUAUUGUGACCAAAGAAGGCGAAGUCGUCAAAUUUCACACCUUGAGAAAACACUGCUAUCAUCUGGCUUAUGAUUCGAUGUCAGAACAACUAUACGCCGGUCUGUCAGAUCGCGAACCUGGCAUGACAUCAAAUUCUUUUGCAGAACCGCAGUUUUAUGGUUGCGUUGUCGAUGAUGAUGUCAGUGAUUGUGUAUCGGACAGCAUAGUCAGGAUUUCCAUGAAUGUGACAAUGGCCAAAGAAGUUUUACUGAAAGCUAACCCAUGGGGAGGUCCAUUGAGAUUUGUACAAGCACAUGUUACCUGUCCCGUCCAAAAAAGUAGACGAAGUAACAAAACGCGUUAUUCUUGUGGCAGUAAUCAGUUGACGGGAAUAGACGUAGACUAUGAAGGGAACGUGUACGUCUGUGACCAACAGUCCAACAGCGUGGUCCAAAUUUCUGUAGACCGGCACAAGGUUAGAGAGAUUCUGACAGCAAUUGAUGGUAUACACAUGCCUAGUUCUAUUUCGGUGUGUGGGGAAACAUUCGUAGUAACCAACCAAUUGCCUCGAGGUGAAAAUGAAAUGCACGUGUACCAGCUCUACUGA
Ylistrum balloti is the source of this 2166-nucleotide messenger RNA. RefSeq lists its product as uncharacterized. Lineage: Eukaryota; Metazoa; Mollusca; Bivalvia; Pectinida; Pectinidae. The transcript has a single exon. The record is from RefSeq and is a predicted model, not a curated record. Bases 1 to 2166 code for a protein of 721 amino acids.